GAUGAUCUUUUCCAGGUAGAUUUUAAAACUUAACAGUUACAUUUACUGCUUCGGCGGGUAAGCGGUUCCAUGGGUUUAUAACUCCGUGGGUGAAAAAACAUCUGUUCUCUGUACGUGUCAUGACAAGUUGGAAAAUAUCCUCAGGAACAAUGGGGGACUUUUGACAAGCCGCCUUCUUCCUAUCCCCGUCGAUGCCAGCAGAUAGUAGACCUCGGGUAGAUUCACGUAAAUUUACUUGAGUUUACUCUCUGGUCUCCAUCUUCUGUGAGGUGACGGGACGCUGAGAGCCACGACCACAACACCACACUGGCGGCAGAUACUCUCACCCAGCACACACACAAGCUGCUGCUGGUGGGGACGUGGAGCUUGUUCCAGGCCACGCUGCUACAGGUCACGCUGCUACAGGGGCACGUUGCUACAGGGGGCACGCUGCUACAGGGGCACGUUGCUACAGGGGGCACGUUGCUAUAGGGGGCACGUUGCUACAGGGGGCACGUUGCUACAGGGGGCACGUUGCUACAGGGGCACGUUGCUACAGUGGGCAACAGUGGGCACGUUGCUACAGGGGCACGUUGCUACAGGGGGCACGUUGCUACAGGGGGCACGUUGCUACAGGGGGCACGUUGCUACAGGGGCACGUUGCUACAGUGGGCACGUUGCUAUAGUGGGCACGUUGCUAUAGUGGGCACGUUGCUACAGGGGCACGUUGCUACAGGGGGCACGUUGCUACAGGGGGCACGGUGCUACAGGGGGCACGUUGUUACAGGGCCACAUGCUGCUACAGUGGGCACGUUGCUACAGGCUAAGUUGACGCAUAUCUGUGGUCAAUCACAUUACCCGUUAGCUGCUGCAGGGCAGUUGUCAUUCUUUAUUCUGGUCGGUAUUAUCCGGUGGGAGUGAACCUUUGGGGACUAGAGGUGUGUGCCCUGGAAGUGUACCCUGGAGGUGUGCCCUAAAGGUGUACCCUAAAGGUGUGGCCAGGGGGUGUACCGUGAAGGUGUGUGUGUCCCAUUGGAGCAACUCUGGAGGGGGGAGUGUUCUUCCCCUCUUCUUGGAACAGGAAUUUGGGAACCUCCUUUUGGCACCAGUAAUCCAUGAUCUUGUUUCUGCCAACUCUGGCUAAUUUGAUGAGCACCCCAUGGAAGUCCGUCAAAUAGUAGUUUAUUGAGCACCCCAUGGUAGUUCUCUAAGCAGUAAUCUAUUGAGCACCCCAUGGUAGCUUAUUGUGCAUCGUAUGAUAGUCCUCAGAGCAGUAGUCUAUUAUGCAUCCCAUGGUAGCUUAACAAGGACCUUACAGUAGUCCUGUGAGUAUUAGCAUAACAGAAUUAGAGGGCACAAAAUUGUUUAAUUAUAUUUUGGUUUGGUGUGGGAGUGUAACUUUCAUGUACUUUUGAAUCAAAUUAUAAAGGUAUAAAUGGUUAUGGAACCUUUGUAAUUUGCAAUACUCUAAUUGUAAUGGAUAAUGUUACAGUGUGCUGUAUAUUAGGAUAAAAUCUAAUAUAACUUGUAAUAUCUUGUAAUAAGUAAUACCGUGUGCACUACAUCAAAUAUUGCAGUUUUAAAUGUACUCACAAAGUUUACAUUGCAUAAUUCUUUCUUCAUUAUAUUUAUCUACUACAGUAGUAGCAGCGUUUAGAUAUAGUGUGAGAAUUUCAGAUAUCAUAUAUAAAAGUGGUGUGUGUCUUGCUGCAUAUGUUAAUUAAAGAUCUCUCAGUAUGGCUCAUUUUUCACAGUCCAAUAUGUAAUGGCAUUUCCUCAUUUGUGGUAUAAGACAGUUAAAAGUAGUGCUUAUCCUUGUCGCUGAUUGCCUAGCUUUAGUUUACUUGUCUGUUCUGUGCCUGGCUAGCUGUUUCAUUUUAGGGUAAUAUUGCAAACUUCCUUAAAGGCUGAGUGAAAGGACACAGUGGAAGCUGUUCCUUCAACUGUUGUACCAUAUACGGACAACUUUAACAGACAUGGACAGAGAAUAUUACGCGUUGUGUCAGUAUUCAGGAUGCCAGGCAGAGUUAGUAGAUGCUGAUGAUCAUCAAUAUUGUUUACGGCAUGCAUCCUGUUGGGUGCAAGGUUGGUUUCAUCCUAGGUUAUGUGAGGUCUGUGGCAAGUUGGUGUCUUCCCUUAUUGAUCCUCCAUCAAGGUGGCAUGCUUAUAAUGCAGCCACCAGGCUAUGGGAUAGGGCACAGAAAUAUAGGAGGUGGCGGUUGCAGUUUCAGGGUGAAUCUGUGGCAGCCCAAGACCAAAUCUUCAUUGAUAAAGACUUGGAAGCUUUAAUAGAGACGACAUGUGCUUCAUGUUCUAAAGAGAGGAAGUAUUCUUCCCAUUCAUCAUUCUUUAAUCCCUCGUCUGUGCAGUGCAGGCAAGCAAUUGGCUCGAAUGGCUUCAAACAGGCUAGGGCCUCGCUUACUGGCCAGAAGAAGAGAGCGAAGCGACUCAAGGUUUGUGUAGACAGGAAGCAAGACUUUAGGUCAUCAUACCAAAAAUCUGCUAACUUUAAGAGACCCCAAGUUCCAGAUAAAAAUGAGCUUUACAGCUCUUUGGAGCCAAAAUUUCACUCUGAUACCUCCUGGGAAGGCCAGAAGGCUAGAAGGCAGGGUAAAAAUGUUGAGCCUUUUGGUCCUAGAGCAGAAGAACAGUCGUUAGAUUAUUUCACUCAUUCCUCACUUGUCAGUUCAAAAGCAGGUCCUUCCUAUAGAGGAAACGAGAUUCUUCCAACUAUAGAGGCUGAUGCAGAUCAUUGGGUACCAUUAGAACCAUCUUGGGUUCUGGAGAUCAGAGAUGAAGGUACUUUCCUGCAGGUGGGUAAGGUCUUCUAUGCCCCAGCACAAUACGAGCUUGACAGGUCCUGGUUCCCUCCUCGAGUUCGCUUCUUUCCCUCUUCAGAAGAUCCUGUGCAGGAUGAUAAAGAUUCUGUGCUAGAUGCUAAACCUGUACUAGAAGCUGAAGAACCUAUGCAAUGCACUGAAUCUAUACUAGACACAGAGGGUCCUGUGCUCAAUUCGGUUCAAACACCCCAGCUACCAGCUGCUAAAGUCAGUAAUGAUUUGAAUUCAUGCAAGUCAAGAAACGAGCAAGUGCCAUCAUCUUCUUGGCUAUCAAACUAUUAUUUGUUCUCAAACAGCAAAUGGCAGUCUUUUUGUCGUUCCCAGGAUGUAGACUGGAAGGAAGUUGCUUCUGUUUUUAAUGCUGCCUUAGCAGGCGAGACACUGGAGCUCCAUACUAAGGUCCUCCAUGCGCCUUCCCUUGCUAAGGACAUAGCUUCCAGUCAGUUGCAUGUGCAGGUGGCACCAUUGUCACAGCAGCUUGUUGCGGCAGAUUUUGAGGCACGCCAACGCUUGUCUGAGGUAAUCAGGGUAGUUACUUCACAGAAAUUAGAUUUAGAACAAAAGAGUGAUGCUUCACAGGCACUCACACCUUUGCGAGAUGCAAUUACUGAUUUCUUUGCUGCUCGUUUUGCUUGUCGUAAGUCAGUGCUAUCUCAAUUUCAGGAUUCACGGUUAAUUGACAGUCUCCUUCAUUCUAGUCCAUUUAGUGUCUCGCUUUUUCCUGAUGAGGAAGUUAAGAAGAUUCUUAACCGAGCACGUUCAUCUGGUCGGCGUCUCUCCCAGAUCUUUCGGUUAAGAUUAGUGGGAGGGUUUCCUCCUAGGAAGGCAGUCGCAAAAGAAGUUCAGCCAGUUGACCCCUUGAUAAAAAAUAAAGUAUCAGCAUUUCAUGAUCCCUUGAAAGAAUUGGUGUCAGAUAUUCCAGUACAGGAUUCCUUAACAGACAGAAAUUAAAAUUUUGGAGCAGGCAGAUUUUGCUAAGGCAUGUUAAAAAAAUAUGGCAAGUUGCCAAUUGACAGGAAAGGUAUUCUAGUGGGGGGUAGAGUUCAAGCUUUCAGAAAUGUCGGGACCAGAGAUUCUUGGGCUAGUAAGAUGACAAAAAAAGGGUCUUAGUUGGCAUUGGUGUUCUGAGGCUCCUGAACAUCCAAUAAGCAGCCAUCCUCGCCACUUAUUCAGCUAUAUAUCAAAGAUGCUAAAGAAGGGUAUCAUUUGCAGGACUUAGUCUUUGUGGGUUCAAUCUUUCCUAAACCUAGUAGAGAAGAAGGCAACUUCCAAAAAAAGUAUGAUUCUAGAUCUGAAAAUACUCACAUACCAAGUGUCAAGUUUCAACUUACACCACUAGAAAGAGUCAGGCAGCUGCAUAUGGACCAUGAUUGGUUGGUGCCUAUUGAAAUUCAGGAUGCUUACUGGCAUAUAUCUAUUAAUCCUGUAUUCCGAGAUUACCUCGGGUUCAUAGUGGAGCUAGAAAGUUACCACUUCAAAGCACUUCCGUCCAGCUUGAGCUUGGCACCAAAAAAUUUACAAAACUUUAACAGACUGAUGGUCGAGGAACUUGAGACCAAAGGCAUUCAUGUUCUGGCCAAUCUAGAUGAGAGGUUGGUCUGGGCCCCCAAUAGAAAACAGUGUGCCGUAGCCAUUCACAAGUGCUACAAUAUUGAGGCUUCCUGGUCAAUUUGAAAAAAUCUUGGUUACCAUUAUCUCGGACAUUAACCUGGUUAGGUGUAACAUGGAAUACAACAUUUGCUUCCUUCUCUUCAACAGCCAACAUUCAAGCGUGUUCAUGCUCAUCUGCGCCUUUUUCAAGGCCGCCGUUUUGUAACUCGCAAAGAUUUAGAAAAACUUGUAGAUAGGUUGAAUGUUGCAUGUGUUGUUUACCCUUUAGGUCAGGUGUGACUAAAGGAACUACGAAGAUAUCUCGGAUUCUUUGCUCAUCAAGAAAAGCGAGAACUGCUGGUCCACUUACCCAAAGCAUUGAGAUCCUUGCUUGAGAAGUCAUUUCCACCAAAAGUUUUUCAGGGUUUUGUUCCUUGGAGGGCCACCACCUCCAUCACUGGAGAUCUUCACAGAUGCUUCUCCCAAUGGUUGGAGUUUUGUACCCAGUCUUCAUCACACAGGUCAAGGCUCUUGGCAGUCAACCUUAGCUCAAGCCCUUGCUAAUAUCAGUGUCAUGUGGAUUGCCCUCAAGAGGAUUGCUCCCCAAAGAUCAUCUUCCAUUCAAGUUUAUUCAAUCAACAUUACUGCUGUCAAUUAUCUAAAUAAAGCGGGGGGGGGUUCAACCUGGGGGCCCUUUCUCUGUAGCACUGGAUAUUGGUCAUAGCUCGGUUUCUGGCGUCUCAUGAUAUGCUCCUCAAUGCAGUCCAUAUUAGAGAUGAUUAUGGUGUUUUUGCAGAUGAACUGUCUUCUUUCUGUCUAAUUUGGACGCAGUGGAAGUUAAACACUGCAUCAUUUCAUUGGAUUUAUCACUCAUUUGGCACUGCUCUAGUGGACCUCUUUGCAACAGCUUGGAAUUACAAACUACAUGAGUUUGUGGCUCCCUUCUGAGUAUGCAAUGCAGUUACAAUAGAUGCCUUGGGGGUUAGACUGGAAUCAGUGGGAUGUAAUUUAUCUUUUUCUUCCAGUCCAGAUUCUGCAAAAGGUUUUAGAGAAAAUAGGAAGUUUUACUGAUCGCACAAUCUUAAUUGCUACUUUUUUGCGACUCCCAGCCCUAGUUUCCAUUCCUGCUACCUAGAUGCCCAUCUCCUGUCAAAAUUCCCGACCCUAUUCUCACUCAGAAGAUUGGGAGACUCGUGUAUUCGACCUGUCCAAACCUUUGUGCAGAUCUUCAUGUGUGGAGUUCUUAAGUUUGAUAUACAGUACAGUGGAACUUGAAUUUGAUUACUGUGCUGUAAUUGGGUGCUCUAUCCAUUCCAUUAAAUCUGUAAUACUGCACUCUGCAUUUAAAUCAAACUUUUGUUACUUUUUUGUAGCAAAUUUAUACAUCACAGAACACAUAUUUGCACUCACAUGAUGUAUAAACAAUGCAGUUUUAAACCUUUUUGAUCAACCUUAUCUUUGAUUCAGUGUCAGCAGAAUAUAGGUAAAGAAUACUGUAUUGUAUAGGAAGACAGUAUUGUUUAGAGAGAGGAACUCAAUACUAAAUACCAUCUUCAUCUUGCUGAGCAGCACUUUUGGAACCAUUUCAAUUAUUCCCAGAGAUUAACUAUUUCCAGUCCUUGCCCAAGGACUCUAGGGUCUGCAUGAGUGUGUGCAACCCUUUGGUGUAAACUGUGCAAGAGCUGGAAAAGUAUACACCGUGUGAAAAGUUUUAUACAGUACAGUACAUAUAUAUUUUUCUGAAAGUUUUAAUGCUGAGAUGAAGUGGUCAUGAGAGAUAAGUAAAGCCUUUGACCUUUAAUGUUAUAACACAUUUAAAUUUGCGUUGUUAUUAUUGUUUUACGUAUUAAAAUUUUAAAGCUAUUGGUCAAUCGUAUAAUAAAAAUAAAGUUUGCAUAAAAAGUAUGGUUGACCCCAGGAGACCCCAGGAAUUGAGGGUUGAGGUUUAGAUCCUGUCUUUCAGGAUCCAAAUCAUCAUUGGAUCAGGAUCCAAUGACAAUUUCAAUUGUAAUUCUAUGUCCAGUGCCAUCAGCAUUAUUUAACUGCCUCCAAGUACUCCACUUCUGAGAAUCUGUUUCUAAAUGCACAUACAGUACUGUACUUGGUUCCUCCUUCAUUACUGUAAAGCACCUGUCUCUUGGGUGAUCCAUUCCAUAGUAAAAAGUUAGCUACAGACCUAUGCUAGUGUCCAUAACCUGUUUAUAUUUGAUACUUUUUAUAAUUUUAUUUUUUUUCAAUCACUAGUUUUUAUGGUUUCUGGAGAUCAAAUUGUAUGUAUGUUGCCCAUUACUUGCCCAAGAUUUCUUGUUUUUGCUGCUGCCGUAUUGCCAUCAGGCAACUUCCUCUGAAGAUAAAUCAAUUCUCCCUGUGAGGCAGUCUGUAUGAGAGCAGUGGCACCUGGUUGUAGUGAAGCCUCGUGACCAUGAACGUCAUCAUGUUGGUUCACUGCAGCAUUGGAUUGUAAACCUGUGGAAUCGCCUUCCCGCCAAAGCCAUGAACGCCAAAACUCUGCUGGGUUUUAAAAUACUGUACAGCUAGAAAAGAUCAUUAGGGCAAAUGGAGGGACCUUUGACAAGCCGCCAGCUUCCUGUCUUCAUCGAGGCCACUAGUAUUAGUGGCCCUUGGGUAUUUUCAGAAAGUGGCCACGUCACUGUAAUUAUCCUGAGGAGGAGGAAGUGACCCAUCGUGCAUCACAGCUGGAGGUGGUGGAGAGGAUGAAACAAGUCGACGACAGAAAAUGUUUGUACGCAGGUUGCCUUAUUUAAGUGUAGAUAAAAGUUCAACAAAAUUAUAUGCAGACUGUUGAAGCAUGUGGAAUCAUAACAAAAUAUGUACAACAGUUUUGAAAUUAAUGCAAAAAAUUACAUUUGUAAUUGAUACUAUAUUGCACCCCAGCCAGUAUACCAGUUUUGUAGAUUGGCAUUUUUCUCCAUAGGCAUUUACUCUAGAAGUAAAUGCCUAUGGAGAGUAGGUAGAAAAUAUUUAGAUGCUUGUCCAAUUAAAAUUACUUGAAAGUGAUUAAAAAAAAAAAAAGUGCAAGGUGACCAUAUUUGGGUAUCUACGAUUCAGGUCGGCAAAUGAUGAUGUGUCCAUCCCUUCCCCAGCAGAAGCUAAUGUUGGUUUCAUGAUUCUUCCCAACCACCAACAGUUGAUAAUGUCUGUUAAAAAAUGCUGCACAUUUUUUGCCACAAAAAAAAAAUAAAAGAAAAGCUUAUGAUUUUAUCAUAGCAAUUUUUGUACUUUUAUAUUGUAUUUUUGUUAUACUUUUCCAAUGAAGACUUAGCAUUAGUAAAAAACUUGUUUCUGAGGUGCUUCAGUCAGCGGUUCCCUCCUAUAAGAUCCCAAUUCCUUAAUUGUGUGGUCAGGAGGUGCAACAUGCAACAAAGGGUCUACUAGGGAUUCUGGAGCUUCCCUGCAGGGUCAUGUUGUGCAGUGGGGAUUAUUGGAAAAUACUUAGACUGCUCUGAAAACUGCUGUAGGAAGAUCUUUUCACCAGCUAAUUCAAAGUUUUAUUAAGCUCUCAUUUAUGAUCCCAACUGAGCUCAAAAUGAGAGCAUACUACCAUGACUGGAAUGUCUGGUCCAACCCACCACUGAUCAUAAGUAAUUAGCACCUCACUUUAGGGUUCACUGAACUGAGCCAGUUCUUGUGCUGUUCAAAAAGGAGCUUUACACAAAAGCAAUCUUACAUCAGAGUUCUCAUAUUUGGCAACACCCUCAUAUAAAAAGUUUGAAAUUGAUAAGAGAAAUAUAUGAAACUGGAUUGACGUACACAUGUUCUGAAGGAUGAUGACCAAGAAUGUAUUGAUUGGAUGAUAUUUUUCAGCCGAGAUACAUCAUGAAAUGCAGAAAUCAGCUUACGUGUCAACCCAAAAGGCGUCAUUGGAAGGAUAGUCUAACAAGGGUAACAUGUUGAUGAACUGCAUGGAAAAAUUUAAGACUAGCUCAAAUUAUCUUGUAGAAAAUAGCAGAGAACACUGUAAAGGCAUCCUGAUUGAGAGAUAAUCUCAACUAUUCUAGCUGGAGUGCACAAUGUCCACCACAAAUGCAUCUUUGUUCUGGAUUAGAGUUGUGGUGCCAAGUGACUGCAAAGUGUUCCACCUGAGAUCCUGGUGGGGUAAGGUGAUAAUGAUACAUGCUCAUCGUAGCUUGUAUAAGAAGCCACACACUCCAGUGGGGCCUUUGAGAAUGGUGGCUGUUGAGGCAACUCAGAUCAGUCCUAGUCAAGUUAACAUCUGUGAGGGCUUGAGCUAGGAAUUCAGCCAAUUCACAAAGUAGGACAUCUGUAACACUGCUAAUGUCUGAUCUCUGGCUAGCUUGCACUGUCAGGUCCUGGGAAUCCAAAUGAGCAAGUGGUUGAGAUAAUUCAAAAUUGGAUGUACUGAAACUCGCAGAGCACCAGCCUGGUAAAUCUGAAGGUGCUGGGUGUGAGAUUCAUUCUGAAAAGAAGACUUCCUGAAAUUGACACUCGUUUUCAUAACACAAAACACCGCUAAGUCCUUGAACUUGUGAUGUACAGAAACAGGCUAAUAAGCAUCCUGAAGGUCAAGGAAAAUCAUGUACUUUGUCUUUGGUCUGAAUGUCUUCUCAGUGUGGUCAUCCAGCAAGUCAGAUAAGGAGUUGUUUUUUACCACUGGGAAGAGGAAAAUUGGAGACCUCUCAUCAACAUAUGGAGAUAUGAUUACAGGGUAGAUGGAUGCUCUUAGCCAAAAUACCCUGGUUGGAUGAGGGCACUUUACCCAAGUUAAACUCCUGGAUAAUCCAAGCCCAGGAAUCCCUGACCUAAGUGUGUUAUAGUGUGGAAGGGAUUGUGAUUCAGGCAUUGUCAGUGGGGCUUCCCAUGCAAGGCUAUGGUUACCUAGAAACCAUAUGGUCUCAUAUACCUUAUGGUCUCAUGGUUACCUAGAAACACCGGACAUUUGCACAAAACAAGCCCCUGCAAGAAAACAAGCAAACAUGCUACACAAUAAACAAGUUUGAAGAAUGUAUACAAGGUGAUUUAACUUUUUGAAAUCCAAGGCAAUCAACAAUAUACUUGGAUAAGUUGGUGAACCUAUAGGGUGAGUCAGAUGCUGCUUCCUGGUGGCACGAGGUGGGUUAGACAAAGCAACCAGCUGUUAUAACACCUGUUUAGUGACUAUAUAAUGGCAAGAAAACUUGAAAGGGAUUAGAUAUUUUGAAGAAAGACAUUCCGAGGCUUGAGUACUCUGUCAACUCCAGUAGUAGUUCAAUAUAACCCUGACAAAGUAUGCCUGAAGAUUCCAUUUGGCAUUGUGCUGUAUGUUGCACCUGGUUGACUUCACUGUCUGUGCUCAGUGACAUGGUGGGAGAUUAGUGAGGGAAUAUACCCAAAUGUAAGAGCUUAGGAAAAUUUUGAUGGAACCAGACAAUAUUUCAGCAGCUUCAUUAAUAUAUAUAUAUUUGUUUUUUUUUACUGAAUUAAAAUCUCGUGUCAAAUUUAUAAAUAUUUUAUCCUGUUAUUGCUAUAAGUAUUAAGUAUAAUAAUGGAGAGUAGCAACUAUAAGAGGAACUUGUUUUAGUAUAAGGCAGUAUAAACUACAGAUGAUGCUUAACCAUGUGCUUAAUUUCAUUCACCUGGGCCCUAGGAGACUCGAAUCUCCGACCCCACGCAUGUGAGGCAAAAGCUCUAUCAACUGAGCUAUGAGUAGUCUGAACAAAGAAAGAUUCCAGAAGCUGGAAUUUACAACUUUCUCCGACUACUAUUGAAGCCCAGAGGAAUUGGUGAUCCAUGCCCACUUUAUAUAAAUUGUCAUGGAAAGUCGAAAAUUCCAGCUUGGCAGCAGUAGUUGCUGCUGGAAUCAUUCCUUAUUAGGACUACUCAGCCCAGUCGAUAGAGCUUCUGCUUCACACGCGUGGGGUCAGCGAUUCUAGUCUCCUAGAGCCCAGAUGAAUGAAAUGUUUAUUUCCACAGAAGUAUGGAUGACAAUUUAAUGUGCUUAAUCUUGUGCCAGCAGCCUGAUGGUCAAAAUCUUUUGUAGUAUUGUUGGCUCAAUGUAAAUAAUUUUGAAAUAUGUUGCAACAAAAAUCUACUUUAUAAAUGACUUAAGAGAUGAAAAUUAUCAUUUUGUUUUUUUACCAAAAAUAUAUUGACUAUUCUUGAAUUCACAACAGAAUGUAAUAUUAUGUAAUAAUUAUGUAAUAUUAAUAUUAUUCAAUAUUGAGUUUUAAUAUUAUGUAAUAUUAUUAAAUUCAACUAAUACAUCUCAUUUUUGUCAUGGAUUCGACCAGUCUGUUUUAAAAUGUGAUGUAUUAGUACAAAUCAAACCAUCCUAAUACUGUAUUGGCAUUUCUGGGCAUUGGCCUCAAUAGGUUAGGUGGGUUGCUUGGGUUUGUAUGCUUCUGGUUAGGUAAAGCAGAUGCAUAUAUUCGUUUUGUAGUGGCAACUUGAGAGAAUAGGCUGGUAUUUCAUUAAUGCAUGGGUACUUUGGUUAUUGGGUAUUAAUGAUAACUCUGGAAUACAUUUACAGUAUCUUCAGUGCUGGGUUCUCAACAUUACAAGAUUGUAAAAGUGUUCUGGAGACAUACCCAAUACAUCUAUUCACUAUCUGCAAUUAGUCUGGAAAUAAGAGUGGAUCAGGGUCACAACUUGUGCUCAUUUUGAAAUGUUUUCCCGUUUCACCUCUCUGUACCCUGAAGCAUUUAAGUUAGUGAAUUUGUUAACAGUUUUUCAUAAUUUUGUAUGUACGUACAGUACUUAGCUGUUAGGGGUGACAGACCUUUUCGAGACAAAUGAUAAUAGCUUUUAUAUAAAUUCUGAAAUUAAUCUAUAUACAGUAUAAAAAUUAAAUAUUGCCUUUAAAGGUUUUGUAAUCAUUGUACUUAGGCCUUUUGAGUCCUAUUUAUUGUGAUGGGUACAGUAUCAAAAUACCCAUCCAUCCUCCAUAAACUAUUGUACCUGUAGCUACUAAGGAUGGAAUAUAUAAUAUAAGAAACUGUGGUACUUCCCCCCCCCCCCCCCCCACACAAAAAAAAAUCAGUUUAUACUAUUUCAACUCAAAAAGGUCAUAAAAACCAUAAUCAUGAUUUUAAUCCGACUUGUCCUAGGCCAAGAUAAGCCAUUUUAGGCCUAACAUGCAAUCUCGUUCUUACUUUAGUACACGUACUAUACUUUACCCAGGAAAAGGUAGGAUCAGUUGUUGCCUUCUUUCUUGGGUCAUGUGCAAAAUUGAUGGUACAAAACAUGGACUUGGGUGCAACAAUCCAUGUUUUGAAAAUUCCAACCAUAAUAGCUGUCAUUUAUGGAGGACCGGCUACAAAAUUCUGACAACUUGUGUAUUGGUCACUCAUUUUGUGAAUGUUGUCAGUCCAAAUAGAAUAUUUCAUGAUACCUGGUACUGAUAGUGAUUUAUGCAAACAUACUAUUAACUAAUGCUGUUGACUUUUGGAGCAUUUCAAAUUUUCAGCAAUUUGUGAUAGGUGACUAGGACUCAAAAAUAAGUGUCAUUAUGCUGCUACUAUUACUGAAGGCUAACAUCCAUUUGCACAGAAAAUUAUAUAUUGUUUCCUUUUAAAAGCAAAUUUCAUCUAAAAUAUAUGGAUCUUUCAAUAAAACUGGCAAACUGCUAGAUGUUACUACUGCUCAGCAUAGACUUGACUAUAAGUAUCUCUGGGAAUUUGCAUUACUGUAAUUGCUGAUGUAGACCUAAUCAAAUGUAAACUGUCAGUAUAAUUAUUCACAUUUGAAAAGAUAUAUGAAUUUAGAGAUAGCUUUAUAACAAAUGCUCAAGAUGUGUAAAUAUUUAAUUCAAAUUAUCUACUACCAAAAUUUCCCGGUUUGGUGCCUUCUUUUGGUAAUUACUUGCUACCAAAAUUUUUAGCCAAAUAUUCCCAAUUUGCUAACUGUGGGUAAUAAAAGCAGGUGAUUGUAACUUUUCCACCAUCACCCACUGGAUGGUGGAAAGGGAAUAAUGGUGUAUAGGGCCAGAUCUAACUGCUUUUGGGCCUUAUGCCAAAACUGCUAAAUAGGCCCCACCCUCUGGUCUGAGGGUGGGGCUCAUUUCAUUCUCUAAGUUUUGGAGCAAUGCCAGUGCUGCUUUGCUUUUAACUUUUAAUUUAUGUUCUUGAGACUGACUCAAAUAGGUUUUGGAUGACAUUGAUAUCUGCAAUUGCCCAAGAAACAAAACAAACAAACAAAAAUUACCCCAAAUUAUAAGACUGUACCCCACAUUUUAACUGAUAUUACUCCAAAACUACCUCUGAUUAACUAGAGAACUUGUCAUUAUAUCAUUUAACUACUUAUAGGUAUAUUUGUGUUCUCAUGAUCUAUGUGAUGCCAUGGUUAUUCUACCAGUAAGCCCAUGGCAUAUUAGGGCCCAUGACAUAUUAGGACUAUUGGGUAAUCUGGCCCUGCUGGUGUACAUAAGCAAAUCAAAUUAUGAUUACUAGCUUGCCAUAUAUAUGUAAGUUACUUAGCUUGGAUACUGUACUUGUGAUAAUUCUUUAACCCAUUGUUGAUAUAAUAAU
Molecule: messenger RNA, 12892 nt
Organism: Procambarus clarkii (red swamp crayfish)
Lineage: Eukaryota; Metazoa; Arthropoda; Malacostraca; Decapoda; Cambaridae
Source: RefSeq, a predicted model, not a curated record